Brugia malayi is the source of this 798-nucleotide messenger RNA. RefSeq names its product mKIAA0176 protein, putative (gene Bma-inso-1). Gene Ontology annotation, molecular function: cullin family protein binding. The coding region runs from base 1 to 798 and encodes 265 amino acids. The record is from RefSeq and is a predicted model, not a curated record. The transcript has 8 exons. Gene Ontology annotation, cellular component: cytoplasm; Cul3-RING ubiquitin ligase complex. Gene Ontology annotation, biological process: protein homooligomerization; proteasome-mediated ubiquitin-dependent protein catabolic process. Lineage: Eukaryota; Metazoa; Nematoda; Chromadorea; Rhabditida; Onchocercidae.
AUGAUUGCACUUCAAAUGGCUUCUGCAUCAGUUGGGUUGGAUGAUGUUGCAUCGUCAUCAGAUGAUUUUAUGGAUGAACAGUCUCAUUUUUCUACUGCUUCAUUGCAUGCCGUUAGUGGAACAAAUAUAUCCGAUAUAUCUGUCCACCAUUCUUCGUCAGGAAUGGAUAUCGAGCAGCAAAUAAUGCCAGGUGGACAGAGAGUAGAUGUUGCUUUGUCAAAAAUGUGGAUACGUUUGAAUGUUGGUGGAACGAUUUUUCAAACUACUCGACAAACAUUAUGUCGCGAAGCGAAUUCAUUUUUGGCUCGUCUGUGUAAAGAAGACGAUGAAUUGCCCAGUGAGAAAGAUGGGACUGGUGCCAUAUUGAUUGAUCGUGAUCCAGAAUAUUUUGCGCCUGUGUUGAACUACUUACGUCAUGGAAAACUUGUAGUAAACAAGAACGUGAGUAUCGAAGGCGUUCUUGAGGAAGCAGAAUUUUAUAAUUUGCCGCGGCUAAUUCAGUUAUGUACGGAACGAUUAGCAGAAUUUGGCCUGAAAAAAGCGAGACAGACAAAACAUGUUUAUCGCGUCCUCCAAUGUCAUGAAGAGGAAUUGACAAAUGUUGUGUCAGCAAUGUCAGAUGGUUGGAAGUUAGUUCAACUUAUUCCCAUCGGUCAGUUCCAGUAUCAAAGCGAUAUGCAAAGUGAAUUCCUCUGUGUCGUUUCUCGGGAAUUUCCUGAUAACGAAAUCAAAAAUGGCGAACAUACAGAUCUCACUGAUCGCGUUAAAGCUUUGCAACAAAAAGCUCGCCACCACUAG